AUGCCGGUGCCAGUGGUGACGCAGCUUCUGGCCGACGGGCUGGACUCGUUGCCCUACGUCUGGCCCAUCCUGAAGACGCUGCCAUGGCUGCUCGGGCUAUACCUGGUGAAGGCGUACUUCGAGGGCGCCAGCAAUGGGAGCGAGAGGAACAUGCACGGCAAGGUCGUCAUGGUCACGGGCGGGACGAGUGGCAUUGGAGAGGCAGUGGUCCGCGAAUUGGCUGGCAGAGGAGCGCAGAUAGUCCUGCUCACCCAGCAUGAGUUGUCCGACUUCUUCAUAGUCGAGUACAUCGAGGAGCUACGGAAAGAGACAGACAACCAGCUCAUCACCGCCGAGCAGGUGGACCUUUCCAGUCUACACAGCAUCCGCACUUUCGCGACCAAAUGGAUCGACAAUGCUCCGCCCAGGCGCCUGGACACGGUCAUUCUGUGCGCCAACACCCUCACUCCAGCUGGUGGCGACAUCGAGAGUACGGCAGGGGAAGGGGUCGAGGUCAACUGGAUGGUCAACUACCUCGCCAACUUCCACCUUCUCAGCAUCCUCUCUCCCGCACUCCGAGCACAGCCGGCUGAUCGAGACGUCCGCAUUCUCUUUGGAACAUGUGCGGGCUACAUGGGCGGCGACCUGCUUCACAUCACCCAUCCUGCGCCCUCCUUCGGCAAAGCGCCUAAAAAGACAGCCAAUGGCAAGCCCAAGAGCUCCUCUGCCACUCAAGCACCAUCGGACUUCUCGCCCGGCAACGCACACGCCACCAGCAAGCUCGCCCUCACCACCUUUGCCCUCGCUUUCCAGAAGCAUCUAUCCUCAUACAAACGUCCCGACAAUACGCCCAUGAAUACCAAAGUCCUGCUUGUCGACCCCGGCCUCUCGCGCACACCUGGAACCAGGCGCUGGCUGACGUUCGGCUCACUGUUCGGUCUGGCGCUGUACCUCCUCUUCUACCCCCUGUGGUGGCUCGUCCUCAAGUCGCCGCUUGGUGGCGCUCAAUCCUUCCUUUUCGCUGUCAUGGAAGAACGCUUCACGAGGAGCGGCGGUGGGCUAUUGAUCAAAGAGUGCGGAGAGCGUUCAUUCGGCAGGAAGGAGGUGGUCGAGAAUGAAGAGACGCAGAAGCAACUCUGGGAGUACAGUGAGAAGAUGGUACAGGAGGCCGAAAAGCGGGGCAAGGAGUACAGGACGGAGAUGAAGAGGAAAAGCGACGAGGCAAAGGACCAAGAGGAAGCAGAAGAGCAGAUGCGCGAGUACAAAGAGAAGAUCGGGAAGAAGGAGGGCCAGAAGCAGGAGGGCAGCAGGCGGAGUCGCAAGGCAGGAUGA
Molecule: messenger RNA, 1311 nt
Organism: Saxophila tyrrhenica
Lineage: Eukaryota; Fungi; Ascomycota; Dothideomycetes; Mycosphaerellales; Extremaceae
Exons: 2
Coding region: 1-1311 (436 amino acids)
Source: RefSeq, a predicted model, not a curated record